UGUCCUCCCAAUCAUACAGAUCAACCAGAAGUUCUGUUUCACAGUCUUUAUCUUUUGAAGAUGCAGUCAUGACUGGCUUAGCCAAAGAUGGUGGUCUCUUUGUUCCUUCUGUGAUUCCAAAAUUGCCAUCCGACUUUUUAACAAAAUGGAAAGAUUUAACUUUCGAACAGCUUGCCUUCAAUAUAAUGCGGGAGUAUAUUGCAGAAUCCGAGAUUCCCAAUGAAGAUCUCCGUUCUUUGGUCGAAAAGUCAUAUUCAACAUUUAGAUCAGAAGAUGUCACCCCAUUGAAAGUUCUUGAUGCAAAAUCUGGUUUGUACAUUUUAGAGUUGUUUCAUGGGCCUACAUAUGCGUUUAAAGAUGUGGCCUUGCAAUUUGUUGGAAAUUUGUUUGAAUACUUUUUAUCCAGAAAAAAUGCUGGAAUUUCCGACCCUUCAAAGAGACAGAAGAUCACUGUAGUAGGUGCCACAUCCGGAGACACUGGGUCUGCGGCCAUUUAUGGCUUAAGAGGCAAGAAGGACGUGUCUGUUUUUAUUUUGUAUCCCACCGGAAGAAUAUCUCCUAUCCAAGAGGAACAAAUGACUACAGUCGAGGACGCGAAUGUUCACACGUUUUCAGUAAAGGGCACAUUCGAUGAUUGUCAAGACAUCGUCAAACAAAUUUUUGGUGAUAAAGAGUUUAAUGAGCAGCAUCAUGUCGGUGCCGUGAACUCUAUCAAUUGGGCAAGAAUUUUGGCGCAGAUGACUUACUAUUUUUACUCUUACUUUCAAUUACUUAAAACAUUGAACAUACCUGCUGUUCUGGAUGUGAAGCCAAGGUUUGUUGUUCCUUCUGGAAACUUCGGUGAUAUACUUGCAGGAUAUUAUGCAAAGUCUAUGGGCUUACCUGCUGACAAGCUCAUUAUUGCAACCAAUGAGAAUGACAUCUUAGACCGGUUCCUCAAGACUGGCAGAUAUGAAAAAGAUGGCGAAGUGAAAGCCACAUAUUCACCUGCUAUGGAUAUCCUUAUUUCCUCAAACUUCGAGAGAUUGUUAUGGUAUUUGAUCAGAGACAAUAUGACAAGUGGCGAUGAUGAGAAGGCAGGGGAAGUCUUGAGUGACUGGAUGGCGCAGUUGAAACUGACUGGUUCAGUCUGCGCUCCCGAGUCUGUGGCUACUGCUGCAAGACGAGACUUUGACUCUGAGAAAGUCGAUGACUCCGAAACGGCGGCGACUAUCAAGAAAAUUUAUGUCAGCGAUGCAGAAAACUACGUCUUAGAUCCUCACACUGCCGUUGGUAUAGCUGCAUCAUUGAGAUUCAUUGAAAGGGACCUCGAUUCCGAUACCAAGAGCAUAAAGUAUAUUUCUUUAUCUACUGCGCACCCAGCCAAGUUUUCUGAAGUCGUUAACAAGGCAUUGCUGGGAGUACACGGUUACUCGUUUGAGAAAGAUGUUCUUCCAGACGAAUUAAAAGCCUUGGCAACAAAGGAGAAAAGAAUCAUUUUGAUUGAUGAACCCUCCUUGUCCAAAGUAAAACAAUCAAUCAUCACUGAAUUGGGCAAAGAGAAAAGUACAUAAGUUAGAUACUGCAUUCCAUCAAUAGUGACAUAUAUAUUCCUCC
Molecule: messenger RNA, 1596 nt
Organism: Metschnikowia bicuspidata var. bicuspidata NRRL YB-4993
Lineage: Eukaryota; Fungi; Ascomycota; Pichiomycetes; Serinales; Metschnikowiaceae
Gene: THR4
Product: threonine synthase
Exons: 1
Coding region: 69-1553 (494 amino acids)
Biological process (GO): L-threonine biosynthetic process
Molecular function (GO): threonine synthase activity; pyridoxal phosphate binding
Source: RefSeq, a predicted model, not a curated record